Ictalurus punctatus (channel catfish) is the source of this 6532-nucleotide messenger RNA. RefSeq names its product NACHT domain- and WD repeat-containing protein 1. The record is from RefSeq and is a predicted model, not a curated record. NCBI's taxonomy places the organism in Eukaryota, Metazoa, Chordata, Actinopteri, Siluriformes, Ictaluridae. The transcript is spliced from 31 exons. The coding region runs from base 179 to 5962 and encodes 1927 amino acids. Gene Ontology annotation, molecular function: protein binding.
CGAAAAUUGAAAAAUGCUGCCUUCGGAGGACGCGUUCCAAGGUAGGAAGGCAUCGAGGCACGUCCGAAUCCAAAGCUAGCUUCACUUCCUAUCUCAUGAGAUACCUUCAUCUGAUCGAUUUUUGGAGACAGCAUAGAUCCUAAAUCCAGUUGGACGCUCAGAAACCUAAAAUUCAUCAAUGUGGGCCGUUAACAGACCUGGGAUUGCACUUAAAAAGAAAAACAAAACAAAACAUGAAGCUAUAAGUUUUCCACCCAUUUCCAGUGGCCCUGUUAAGUCACUACCACAACCGAAAAUCUCAAGUCAUCAAGUUGCUCCUUAUGCCAAAGUGAGUGUGGAAAUCGAUCUGAAGAUUACUGCCCAGCUCAAAUACAAUUUACAACAGCGACAUUUAAAGACUUCCUGCCAUUAUUUGUCUCCUGGAAAGGAGAGAGAUGACGAUUUGACCUCAUUGAUCACUAGAAGCUUUUUGCUGAAGGACAAGGCUCUGAAGACCACACUUAAUGUCAGCGGGGCUGCAGGCUCAUUGGACAUUGAUCCACAGUCUCUGCCAAGCUUAAUAAUGGAGGAGAAGUGGAACAAAGAAGACUUUCCUGCUUUUCCAUAUUGUGCAGACAAGGCACCACUCCUGGGCUCUUCCCAGGGAACAUGUAGAGGCUGUCAACUUGAGAAAAGAGAUAGUUCACAUUCUAAGAAAUGGGAUGAAAAUGUGCAGGACUGUAUAAGAACAAAUUUCCUGCAAUGGGAGACAGAUAGACAUUGUCAUGUCAAGAGGAGGAUUAUGAUCUAUUUGUGUGGGGGAUAUCAAGAUACAGUUGUAGAGCGUACUGCGCUGAUGGAGAGCGUGUAUCCUCAGUUGUACUUCUACUGUAAGCAGAGAGGAUAUGAUUUCAGAAUGGUGGACCUGCGCAGAGGUGUGGAAGACCCCGUUACUGACCACCAUGAUUCAGUAGAGUUGCAUUUAGAGAUGCUUAAGAGGUGCCAAGAGACAGUGGGGCCAAACUUUUUUCUGUUCACAGGUCAGAAGCAUGAGUUCCAGUCAUUACCAACCACCAUCUCCCAAAAAGACUUCGAAGCAAUUUUAAAAAUUAUUACAAGAGACAGGGAAAGAGUUUCCAAGAGGCAGUCAGACUUGGAAGAAACACCCACUGAAACUCAAUUUAGCAUUACUGGUAGCAGUACUGAUAGUCUUACACCGGAGUCAGAGGGGUCUGAAAAGGAUGGGAUUUCAGGAAGCAUUGCUUUAAUAGGCGAAAACACCAAUUCCUAUGGAGAAGAUGGAGAAGAGGCCUGCUUAGCGAGAUGUUGGGCAGACUUUGAUCGGGAUUUGACCCUCUUGCUGACAUGGUACCGGCUUGAUGAGAACACAGUUCCAUCUGUGUACCGCCUGCUGCCUGUCAGUACGCACCACCCUGACUUCCUGAGCCGUGAUGGGGAGCGUAGGAUAGCAGCAAGGAAAGCAUGGCAUUUUUCCUGUAAGCAAAUAUGUAGAGUGCUGCAGCGUAACGGGCCAGAAGCUAUUGGAGAGGCAGAAACCUCAUGCCUGCUUAGGACAGUAUUGGACUGUGAGGUAGAACAGGGCUUUGGAGCAAAGCUCCCUGCUGAGGAGUACAGUCACUAUUAUAAGCGCACCAUCACUGACCUGCUAUAUAACCUGAAGAGUGAAUAUGCCUCACAGUUCAUUGACCUGCAGAAAGGAAGAGCAGAACUCAACCACACCCUGUAUCAAGCACAGCAGGACUUCAUCCACAACAUUCACAGCAAGCUACGACACACUAAUAUCUACGAGAUUAACGUGAGCUGGGGGAGGAAAGGUCUCAGCCCCAAACAUAACAGAUCACAUCAGUUCUACACAGAACGUCUCUGUUCCCAUUUCCUACGCACAGUCAUGGCAGCCUUCAACAGGGUGAUGCACAUAAAACCAAUCAAAAGCUCUUUUGAUAUCAUGAGAAAAGAAGCUUCACAAACUCAAAUUCAGGAGGAGAUUCAGCUUCACCUUAAACAUGGAAAAACACUAGCACAGAGUUUUGAGCUUAGGCAGAACUUCCUGCAGGAAGUGAGGGAUGCCUUGCAAAAGUCAGCUUCCUCCCAGAAUGCUUUGCUGCUGUUAGGAGAGCCAGGUUUAGGGAAAAGCACCAUCCUUGCCAAAGUGACACAGCUUUUACCAACUUGGAUACCUGGAGAUGUGACGGUGCUGGUGUGUUUUGUUGGACUGACAUCAGAGAGCAGAAAUGUACGUCUUCUCCUGCAAAAGCUUUGUACACAGAUAGCAGAAGUCUACUGCAAAAACACAGAAAUAUCAGAGUCUUUGGCACAGCUGUGCAACGAGCUGCGUUCGUUGUUGAUGUUGGUGAAUAAGAACAGACCUCUGGCUCUAGUGCUCGAUGGUCUGGAUGAGCUGAGUGAAGAACAUGAAGCUGAUCUGUCCUGGCUCUACACUCCACUACCUCAACAUGUUUACGCUGUUCUGUCUGCCAAUACACAAUCCACUUCGGCCCACUUGCUACAGAACCAUUCUAAGGUCUCAGUUCUUGCCAUUCCUCCUCUGAGCAGUGAGGAAAUCAAAGCCAGUCUGGCCUGUAAGCUUGCGUCUGACUCUUAUCAGCUUCAAGAGGACCAGUGGGGCCUCUUACUGCACUCGUGUCUCUUCUGUCCUUUUCCUGUGUAUCUUAGAUUUGCCUACAGUGAAAGCAGAACAUGGACUUCUUUCUCCUCACCAGAACAGCUCUCCCUUCCUGAGGAUUUAAGAAGUCUUUUCCUGAACCUUUUGGCACGUUUAGAGCAUAAGUAUGGUGAGAAUCUGGUGCGGCGUGCCACAUCACUGAUCUCACUCUCACGUGGUGGUGUGACAGAAGAGGAACUUCUGAAACUGUUAGGACAAGACAGGCGGGUUGCUCAGGAGCUUACACAGUUAUACAAUCAACCUCCAAGCACCUCAGGAUAUCCCAGUGUACCUUAUGGUAUUUUGGCCCGGCUGAGGUGGGAACUAAGGUAUCACAUUAUGGAGGUGGAAAGUGAUGGGACAUGGGUAUUGUGCUGGACGCACACUGAAUUCAGCCAUGUCAUCACACAACGUUAUCUGAAAACAGAAGACUCAAAGAGGGCUAUCCAUGCAGACUUUGCAGAUUAUUUCAGCUGCAGUGCUUCUGAUAGUCAUAUUUUCCAGCCACUUGCAUGGAGUAGAGAGGAUGAUGGCAGGAAAAGUUAUAUGUUUAAUUUGCGUAAGCUUCACGGACUGCCCUACCAUCUCAUACGUUCAGGCCAGAUUCAGUUUCUGCUCAGCCAGUGCCUCUUUAACUAUGAGUUCCUGCUGCAUAAAGUCUGGGGUCUGUCCAUCAGCCAUGUAGAAGAGGAUUUGAAAGCUGCUGUCAUGCCAGAUAAAGAGUUGCCUGAUAUAGAUGUUUUGGCCCAGGCUCUCUGUCUCUCACGCCCUGUGCUGUUGAAAGACCCAUGCCAACUGGCAUCUCAAUUACUGGGGCGUCUCCUCCACGUCACUGCCCAGGAUAAGCCUGUGGCUCCAGGUGACCCUCAGCGCUUCUCUUACUUGCAUGAUUUGUUGACACAGUGCCAAUUUUCAUCAGUGCCUGUCCUGGUGCCGUCUUACAGCUGCCUCCUGCCACCAGGAGGAAUAACACACACUCUACUUGCAGGUCAUAUGAGCCCUGUAAAAGCACUGGCCCUUGGUCAGUAUCAUGCAGUAUCAUGCUCUGUGGAUGGAACUCUUAACCUCUGGAAGUUGGACGAUUCAGUAACCCUUGCCAAAACCAUACCCAGUUCAGUGGGCUCUAAUCCAUACUGUGCUCCUGAAGCGCUCGCUCUCUGUCUGGAAGACACAGUGUUGGUACUAAGGAUGGGACACAGACUUACAGUGCAAGAGGUACACUCUGGAAAGGUGCUUUAUACAGAUUCACUGUCAAUGGAUGUUCCUCUCAUCACAUGUACCUGUGAUGGACGAUUGUUGGUGGUCUUUUAUGAUGGCAGGCACAUAGUCAAGGUGUUUGAUUUAGCCAUGUCCUGUUCACUGCUUCACUGUGUGAACCUCACUCUUGGUUGCGACCCCAUUCACAGAGACAACUCCAUUUUGAUCUCUCACAACUCUGUUAAAGAUUAUGUCCUCUUUGGAUAUAGAAGUGGCAGAGAGGCUGCUGUUUUCAGUGCUAGAACAGGGUCACUAUUGGUUACUCUAAAAGCUCAGCAUCAAGCUGCUUCCCUACAGGCUGUGGAAAUGAACUCUCAGUACUUCCUGCUCUUCUGCAGGUAUCCCUGUAAGAGACACAGUGAUAUAAUACACAUCGAGCUCUUCAGCACUUCUUCUUUUCAAUACCUGCGCUCUAUUAUGGGCUGCGGUCAGGAUUACAUUUCCCAUGUUACUAUCAAUAAGGGUGGCUCCCAUAUAGUGGUCUUUUGCCCCUCACCUCAUAACGGAACCACAGAAAUCAAUACCUGGAAUCUAGAGACUGAAGAUCAUAAACAUAUGGCACGAUUCCCUGGCCUUCUGACUGCAGGUAUAUGUUCUGACCUGCGUUUCUGUGUGGGGUUCUGUAUGGGAGAGCGAUACCUGCGCCUGUGGAAUCUGGCUACCAGAAUCAAUGACCAGUCUCUCACAUACAACAUCCACAGAGUACAGAGUGAUGGCAUUCAGAAGAUUAUACCUAUGGAUAAAUAUCCCAGUUAUGUAGUGUGUCGCAGCACACGCCCUGGUACGGUGCGGGUGUGGAACAUAAGGCGAGCACGGUUCAGGACUCGGCCUGUCCAGGUGGAACACAGCUUAUUCACCAGUGCUGAUGUUGUUUUGGUGCGAGACCUCAAACUUUACAUCCUGACUGACCAUGGCACUGCCACCUUCACUGAUACACCCACACCAGUUUAUCAGACCCUUCUGGUGUAUGAUCUUCUAUCAAGAAGCUACAUUAAGAAGCAAUCUGGCCUUUUCAUUGUACCCUGCCCUGAACAGGACUACCUGCUCAUGAAGGGGGAGCUACUGCUUGGCCUGUCAGAGACUCGUGACCAUCUGAUAAUUUGGGACCUGGACUCUGGCUACAUUAAAGGCCGCAUUAAAAUGAACCAUAAAGAUACUUUGCUGUCCAGCUCCUUGGCUGAUGACAAUCAGCCCCUCAAUGUGCCUACCAGAGAGAGAUCAGAGCUGGUAAUGCCGUGGGACUGGCGCACAGAGAGCAAGACUGCCAGAAAAAGAAGACAGGAGAGUGAGUUACAGAGGGAGAAAGAAGUGCAGCAAUGCUUAGAGAGGGAGAAAUACAACUCCAUAGACCAGUACCUCCUCAGUGGAGAUGAAAAGGUGGUAAUAUGUUCCUACUUUGCCCACCACCUGAAUGUGUUCAGUGUGGUCUCCCAGGAGCACUUGAACACACUUGAAGAUUGUUGGUCUCUUCUGGGUCUCCGUACUGCAGCGCUCACACACUCAGGAAGGCACUUGGUCAUCUCUAACUACAAUGAAACCCAGCGAAUUCCUUACCUCACUCUCUGGGACACACAGCAUGGAAAGGUGCAAAAGAGACUGAAAAAUGAACCUGGAAUUUGUUGUGUGGCCAUGACAGACGAUGCCAGCAGAAUUGCCUUUGGCAUUGCCAAGGGUAACAAAGUAAAAGUAUGGGAGCCUUUUAGGAGAAAACACAAGACCAUCUUGGGAUAUGGGAGCCUGAAGCUGAGUGUGUCCAGCAGGCUUUACAUCACCAAGGCAGGAGCCAAAGCCAUUUUGCUAGCAGAUGAGGUGAGUGUGUGGGACCUUGAUGCCGGGACAGUGUUGUCCGUCUUCACUCCAGACUCCAUAAUUCAGUGUGUAUCUGUUGUGGGUGUUGAGAACUGCACUCUGCUCUUGGGUCUGAGUGACAUUUCUACCCUUAUCAGCAUGACCCUUAGUAAACAAGGGGUCACCACAACAGGUAAACUUGCUGGCCAUGACCAACUGUUCGGGGAGUCCAGUAGCAGUGAUGAAGAGGACUGAGAGACAAAGAGCUCAAGUUAAGGAGAUGCUUGCAAGUGUGAAUAAUAUAACACAACACACUAUACCGCUGAUUCAUGAUUGUUGAGGAAGUAACUCUAAGCAAUGGAAGAAAGGCUACUCGUCAGCAACAGGAGUCGUCAUCUUGUGCUGUAUUGGUCACAAGAUCCUGAGGUUAUAACAAAACUACAGACUUCAGCUAUAUAGAGUGACAGUGUAUAGAUUCAGAUUCAGAUUUAUUUUCAGUAAUCUUGAAUUCAGAAUGUCUUUUGAUGUUGGAAAAGGACGUCUUAUCUUACAUAAGACAUAUUUACAAGAUUUUAGUGUUACAACAUUUAGGUAUGUGAUUUUUAGUCAUGAUUACAUUAUGUGACUUCUGACGUGUUUUUGGUUCUGCUGGUUAUGACUAUACAUUUUGUAACUAGGUAUUCCUGUUUCUUGUCACAUGAACAUCUUACAAAGUGAGUCUUCAUUAAAACAGCUUCCUAGAUUGCUUCGGUAGAUCUACAGCAGUACAAUACAAAUACAACCAAUUCCUCUACUUUCUAUGACAGUGUUUUUCUUUUAGUAUAA